Mus caroli (Ryukyu mouse) is the source of this 165-nucleotide messenger RNA. Lineage: Eukaryota; Metazoa; Chordata; Mammalia; Rodentia; Muridae. The record is from RefSeq and is a predicted model, not a curated record.
AUGACGGAGUGUGAUGGCUGCCUGAAAGACUGUUUUAGCAAAAAUAUCAACAAACCAGUAAGUUGCCUGAUGAUAGGAGGCAAAUGCCUGGGUCUGGGCAAGGGCACACCUCUUAAGAAUGGCAGUUGUAGAGUUUCUUACCUCACAUGCUGCAAAAUAGUAUAG